GGGGCCAUCAAACAGCAGGAAUUGAGUGUCAGGCUGAAGCCCAGGCAGACUAGAAGAGGGUCCGGCUGCAGUUGGGAGGUCGGAGAAGACGAGGGCAGGAAUACACUGGCGGCCUCGUGUGUUUUCAUUGUGUCAGUGUGUGUGCGACGUUCCUUAACAGGUCUGAGCUGCUGUACACAACUGUGCAGGGCCGUCUCUGUGAGUGGCAUUGUAUAGGGCUAUUUUGCUUUAUGCCAAUCUACAACAGCACUCUGGCUAUUUCAGUUAUCCAGCGAAUAAUCCCAACCAGUCAAACACGAUGGCAGACGAAGAUCUCAUCUUUAGCAUGGAGGGCCUUGAUAACAUCAAUUCGACCAAAGACCGAUGCUCAGAUUACAACAAGGACGACAGUGACGAGGAAGACAAUUUCUACAUCUGCCCCAUCACCGAUGACCCAGCUUCACACCAUGAGACCAACAAGAAAAAUCCACAUUUCUUUACCAACUUGGUGAAACAGACAGAGUAUGGAACCAGUUCCUCCCCAAGGAACUCCUUCAAUUUCAAGAAUGGACAGUCCAAAGAUUCUGUGCAUGGCUGCUUGGCUGAACGAGGUCGGGAGGCCUGGAAACAUGCCAUUCAGAAAGCUAAGCAGAUGCCUGAUCCGUGGGCCGAGUUUCACUUGGAAGAAAUUGAGACGGAGCAUGCUACCAGGCACAGGUAUAAUGCUGUAUCUGGCCAGUGGGUUCAAGAUGAUGUGCUAAUUAAAAUGGCCUCUCAGGCGUUUGGCAGGGGAGCCAUGAGAGAAUGUUACAGAACGAAAAAACUCUCCAACUUCUCACAUAAACAGCAGUGGAAAAGUGCAUAUAAUUAUGUCGCCAAACGAUACUUAGAGACUGUGGACAGAGACGUGUACUUUGAAGAUGUCCGACUCCAGAUGGAGGCAAAGCUGUGGGGAGAGGAAUAUAACAGACACAAGCCACCAAAGCAGGUGGACAUUGUGCAAAUGUGCAUUAUUGAAAUGAAGGACAGGCCUGGCAAACCGCUUUUUCACCUUGAACAUUACAUCGAGGGAAAGUAUAUUAAAUAUAACUCAAAUUCUGGGUUUGUACGAGAUGACAAUAUCCGCCUCACUCCUCAGGCCUUUAGUCAUUUCACAUUUGAGCGCUCAGGACAUCAGCUGAUUGUUGUUGACAUACAAGGAGUUGGUGAUUUAUACACUGAUCCGCAGAUCCACACAGAGAGUGGGACGGAUUUUGGAGAUGGAAAUUUAGGGGUACGAGGAAUGGCUUUGUUCUUUCAUUCCCAUGCUUGCAACAGAAUUUGCAAAAGCAUGGGACUGACACCCUUUGACAUUUCGCCCCGAGAAAAGUCUGUUUUGGAUAACUGCGCCAAAAUGUUGCAAAGAGCCCAGACUGUUGUUCGUGGCAUUGAAGAGAAAUGUGGCAGCAACCGGGUCAGAACUAUGUCUGGCAGCCGCCCACCUCUUCUCUCUCGUCUCUCUGAAAAUUCUGGAGAUGACAUAAGCGACAUGGCAUUCGAUUCCUUACCCAGCUCACCUUCCCCAGUCACCCCUCAUGGACAUAGAUUUGAUUCUCAUGGUUGGCCUAUUUUUAACGAGGUUGACAACUUACAUAACGAAGAAAACAAUAACUUGGACAAUCACAGAGACUCUGAAAAUGGAGGGGAUAGUGGAUGUCCCAGUGAAAAGAGAAGUGAAUCCGAUGAACUGGAACACAGAAUCCAUAACGUCGGCAGGAGACGUGUUGAGUCAGAAUCUGAGGACAGUUUUGGAAAGGUCAGCGUUGAGAAAUGGAACCAGUUCCACGCUUCUCGAGUUAAUGUCCACAGACCCUCCUGUGUGGCUUUUGAAGUACAAAGACUUAAUGCUCUGGAACUAGAGAAGAAAAUUGGGAAAUCGAUUCUUGGAAAGGUUCACUUGGCCAUGGUGCGUUAUCAUGAAGGGGGACGUUUCUGUGAGAAAGACAAGGAAUGGGAUCAGGAAUCUGCCAUUUUUCAUCUGGAACAUGCUGCUCAUUGUGGGGAACUUGAAGCCAUUAUUGGACUUGGCCUCAUGUACUUGCAGUCGCCCCAUCACAUAUUGACUGAUGUAACUGUUCAGGACACGGGAGAUAACAGAAUAAAGGGAUUCAACUAUUUGUUGAUGGCAGCAGAAGCCGGAGACCGUCCUUCCAUGAUUCACGUUGCCCGAGCUUUCGACACUGGUGUGAAUCUUGGUUCUGACAGGAUACAGGACUGGCAAGAAGCCCUCUUCUGGUACGAUUCUGCACUCAACAUGACAGAUUAUGAUGAAGGUGGCGAAUAUGAUGGAACUCAAGAUGAACCAAAAUACUUGCUGCUGGCCAGAGAGGCGGAAAUGUUACUUACUGGGGGAUUUAACCUUCAGAAGGACCCACAGCGAUCUGGUGACUUGUACACAGAAGCGGCUGAGGCAGCAAUGGAAGCAAUGAAAGGAAGGUUAGCCAAUCAGUACUACCAGAAGGCAGAGGAGGCCUGGGCCUGUAUGGAGGAGUAGUACUUCUGGCCUUGAACAAAAGCACAAAGGCAGCUUAACAAUGGCAGCAGACUGAACCAUUUGAGUUUGUUACAGAAUUUGUUUAUAUUUCCUGGAUUGUUCUAAUGCUUGUUUACAUUGAGAAAAUAUACAGAAUCUUAUAUUUUGUAAGUGAUAUUUGAGGGGCUGAGUAUAUCCACAGUUCUACUCCCUGUCAGUGUACCUUUUUACCAACCUAAAAAGCAAAUUUCUGCACCUUAACUUGCAUUGCCAGACGGCAACCUUUUCCCUGUAUCGCAGGAAUCAUUUAUCUCACAUGUACAAAUCCACAAAUAGGAACGAUAUAAUUAACAUGUUUACCCAUGCUGGCUGCCUUCAAGGCAACUAUAAUUCUAGGAUUUAUUGUUCCUGCACCAAAGAAAGUUUUAAUAUAUAUGGGCAUAAAUUAGAGGUUAUUCUGCUUAUACAUGGAGGACAAUCAUAAGCAAACAUAAUAAUUAUAUGUUUUGACUUGGUCCAUACUGAGCCCCCAGGGCCAUCUCCACUGCUGUGUUGUCUGCUCCACGAGUAUUGUAAAGGAAUGCCACUGCCAGUGAUUUAUGGUGUUAUGUUGGCUGCAGUUUUCCUAGAGAAGGUAAUGUUUAUCAAGAUACUUGUUGUGCAGUAGAUUGUAUAUCCUUAGAUUUAUGGCACCUACCAUCAUUUUUGCCUAAUGAAUUUUGCCAAGGGGGAAAAAUGCAUAGAGAAAAUUGCCAUGGCGUUUUUGGAGAAAACUGCGCCACAGUUAUCUUGGUUAUAACUAGCUAUGCACCAAAGCCGGGGUUCAGUUCGGGAUUCGGCCUUUUUCAGCAGGAUUUGGCUUCGGCCGGAUACUUGUGCCUGGCCGAAACCAAAUCCUAAUUUGCAUAUGUAAAUUAGGGGCGGAAGGGAAAAAUCACAUUACUUUUUUUCACAAAACAAGGAAGUAAACAUUUUUUAUCCCACUUUUUCCUUUCCCGCCCCUAAUAUGCAUAUGCAAAAUUGGAUUUGGCUGAAUCCCACAUAGUGGAUUUGGUGCGUCCCUAGUCAUAACUAUAGCUUUUCUCAUUCUCAGUGCAGCGUGGUCAGGUUGCUAACUGGCCAUCCCAAAAUGAUCAGGUGCCCUGCAUGAUUAUAAUGCAACAAGCUGCAUGAGAGCAUAUCAUUUUUAAGAAGAAUUUAACCAGCUCUCUGGCUGGUGGCUAAAUCCUGGAGAUGCUAUUCAUAAAUGGAUUUUGCCAACUUUCCGCUGUUGACAGGUUUGAAAUUCUCUAUCUUUAAAUAGACCCGAUGAGAGACCAAAGUAAAGAGAUUUCUCU
Xenopus laevis (African clawed frog) is the source of this 3828-nucleotide messenger RNA. It is a transcript of the gene eef2k.S, whose product is annotated as eukaryotic elongation factor 2 kinase-like. The coding region runs from base 299 to 2512 and encodes 737 amino acids. The transcript has 19 exons. The record is from RefSeq and is a predicted model, not a curated record. NCBI's taxonomy places the organism in Eukaryota, Metazoa, Chordata, Amphibia, Anura, Pipidae.